Messenger RNA from Heterobasidion irregulare TC 32-1, 426 nucleotides. RefSeq lists its product as uncharacterized. The record is from RefSeq and is a predicted model, not a curated record. The transcript has a single exon. The coding region runs from base 1 to 426 and encodes 141 amino acids. Lineage: Eukaryota; Fungi; Basidiomycota; Agaricomycetes; Russulales; Bondarzewiaceae.
AUGUCUUCCAGCGAAUCCAUCUACCUCUCCUCUGAAGACACUCUCGCCACACAACCUUACAAAGAAACACCCUCCACUGAACCCUCUAUCCCCACGACUCCCAAGAUGUCUAUAGUCGAAGAACAAUCUGUACCAUGGGACACGGACGAAGAACAAGCAGCGCGGGAAGCAGAAGAAGGAUUUGACGAGUAUCUUAGGAGACUAGACGAAAACAAACAACAAGAGGACGAGAUGAUCAGACGACUCACAGAGGACUUCAAUAGACCUGCACCUUCCCACUCCCCAUCUCCACCACCCCUCAUCCACACACAAGGCGAUGGAAUUAUAUUUCCCGAUAGAGAGACAUACCUGAUGACCCCUGUUGCCUACAUGAUGGGACUCAUCGAAGGAACACCGAACACUGAGUUUGUGUCAGGGCCCACAUGA